AGAAAAGAAAGGAGAGCAACCGCCUCCGCUAAUCUCUCGGUGCAUGCGUGGUGCGGAAGGGAGUCGUGGAAGUGGCCAGCAGUCAUCGAAGAUCCAAACGACGCGCUCCGCGUCGCUGCCGCCGCCGCUGGUAGUGAUCCGAUCUCCUGCUAGUUACACACUGCUCGAUCGGCAGGGAGCGAGAGGACUCAGCAAAAGGCGUCCGUCGCCUGCGAACCGCUCGUCUCCGGCCUCCUCGUGCGCCGCUCCUCUCCUCUCCCAGCUCCUCGUGCUUGUUUAUAAGGAGCGGAGGCCUCCCUCGUUUUCCUCCUGUUUCCUUCCUUGCGAGAACAGAUUGUAUCGUUGUUGUUGUUGGGAGUGGUCGAUCGAUCCAUUAUUCCAUCGAUCGAUGCGAAGCUACUGCUAAAGAGAUUGGCGGCCGGCGAUGGACAUUUCGGAGCUGCACAAGCUGGCGUUCCUGCGGGUGAAGCAGAUGGAGCCGCAGAACGCCGGCAAGAUCCUCGGCUGCAUCCUCCUCCGGGAGCCCGACGACGACGAGAUGGUGCAGCUCGCCUACGGCAGCGACGCCGUGGUGCACGCCAAGAUCAGCGACGCCAAGGCCACGCUCGCCGCCAUCUACGCGCGCUGCUCCGCGCACCACCACCACCACCACCACCACCACCAACAGAUGGGCGCCGCCGCCGCGCACAGGGCCGCCGCCGCCGCCGGGUACCACCCGGCCGCUGCCGCUGCCGCUACCGGCGCGCGCCACCACUUCGCCCCGGCGGCCACAGCCGCAGCCUUCGGCGCCUUCCACUACUGGCCAGAGCACGCGGCGCCCGUGCCCAAGGCGCAGGCGGCGGCGGCGGAGGACUUCUCGCUCGUGGACGCCGCUGCCGAGAGCCACUACGCGUUGCUGCCGCAGCAGCAGCAGCAGAACCACAACGGCCUCGUCGACGACCACCAGCACAACUACGCCGCCGCCGCCGCCGCUGGUGGGUACUACUAUGCCGCCGCCGAGGACGCGUUCCACAAUGGCGGCGGCGCUGGCGCCGGCGGGGGCCUGCCGCCGAGAGCCGCUGCCAGGCGCGCCAACGGCCUGUCGACGCGGCGCCCCUGCCACUACUUCAUCAAGGGCAUGUGCAAGAACGGCCAGAACUGCCACUACUCGCACCACCACCAUCAGGUGUACUCCGCCGCCGAUGGGUUCGGCGACGACGGCCACCACAGCGGCGGCGGCGGCGGCGGCGGUGGCACCACGCCCGGCGCGCUAGAGAAGCUGGAGCUGGAGAUCAUCGAGCUGCUCAACUCGCGGCACGGCCAGCCGCUGUCCAUCGCGUCGCUGCCCACGCUCUACGGCGAGAGGUACGGCAAAGGCCUCCAGGCCGAGGGCUACCUCACCGAGAGCCAGCGCCAUGGAAAGGCCGGCUUCAGCCUCACCAGGCUGCUCUCCCGACUCAGCAAGAUCAGUAUCAUCGAAAGGCCGCAUGGGCAGCACUCGGUGGUUCUGGCCGAGGACGCCGCCAGGUACACGGAGUUCAGGGGCGAGAGAGGAGGAGGAGGUGACAUGGGCUCCGUCCCAGCCAGCUCGCACCAGAUAUACCUCACAUUCCCCGCCGAGAGCACCUUCAUCGAGGAAGACGUCGCCACUUACUUCGGGCAGUAUGGUCCGGUGCGCGACGUGAGGAUCCCGUGCCAGGAGAGGCGUAUGUUUGGCUUUGUGAGCUUCCAGAAUCCGGAGACGGUUAGCACCAUACUCAUGAGGCGCAACCCACAUUUCAUCUGUGGAUCAAGGGUCCUUGUUAAACCCUAUAGAGAGAAAUCCAAGUGCAUCGAACGCUAUCCCAGGACGUGCGUGGACAAGAUGAAGCCGAUGCAGUACUACCCUACCCGUUUCGUUGAGAUUGAUGAUCAUCCGGACUUUUAUUCAGAUGAAUACGAGCCUUCAAGCAGGAUGGUGAGAAAGCAAUUGGCAGAGAAGAGGGAGAGGAUGAUCGAGAUCGAGAGAAAGCGCUUCGCAGGGGCAGUCAGGCUUGACUCUUUGCCACAGCAGUAUGCCUACUUCGAUUGCAGCAUUGGGGACGAUGGCGUGAAUCCCCUCAAUUGCCUCCCGGCAUCAGAUUCUAAAGACGAUGUCGACCAGCUGAUGGACCAUCCCCUCAUGACGUCCGAUUCCUUGGAAAUGGUCUCCACGAGCCAACCUCCCCAAACGCAGGCAAGCAACAACUACGAUGAUAAAGAGAGCAAUCAGAUCGAACUCCUCCCAGAAAGUCCAUUUGCAUCAGCUGUGCCUGGUGGAAACAGCAUAUCCACAAUCAUGUAAUUGGAAGGAAAAGGGAGAUAAAGCAUCCUUGGACCCUCAAUAGUCAUUGAUUGGUUCGAUAUCUUCUUAAGGUCCAAUGGGAUGGCAGAGUUUUUACACAGGACAAUGAAAAAAAAAAAGAAACAACAGUUUUUUGUUGUAGAUAGAAAGAAGGGAGGAGAAGUCUCUCUGGUCUUAAUUAGGAGUCACAGGACAAAGAGAGUUCGUGUUCAUUUUAUACUUUAAUUAGCAGAGGGAUGGAAAACAACACUAGCAGCAUGGAUGAGGACAGAAAGAAAAGUCACACUGGUAAGUUUUAUACAAGUGUGUAGUCUGACUAUAAGGGAUAGGAAAUAAUGUGACAUGUUAAUUAGUUGUGUUCUAAUAACAUAUAAAUGAUACAUGCAUACUAGUGCUGUACCAUUUGUUUCCAAAAGUUAUGAACCAAGAUUAGUUAUUAUUUAAAAAGUUACAGUUGAAGUAGUACCAUCUCAGAUUGCCUGUUUGUACGACUUUCUGCCAGUAAUGAAUUAAAGGCACAAUUUUAGUUUCAUGCUCUA
Molecule: messenger RNA, 2841 nt
Organism: Sorghum bicolor (sorghum)
Lineage: Eukaryota; Viridiplantae; Streptophyta; Magnoliopsida; Poales; Poaceae
Product: zinc finger CCCH domain-containing protein 54-like
Exons: 7
Coding region: 425-2302 (625 amino acids)
Molecular function (GO): metal ion binding; RNA binding
Source: RefSeq, a predicted model, not a curated record